UUUUUAAAAUUAUUAAUUGUGGAUGUUGGUACAAGUAUCAAUAAAACUGUUCUCGAAACGCAAUCGGCUCAUAAAAGACGUAAGAAAAUAAGACUUCCGUCAAUAGAAGAUAUUAAAAAGUUGCAUACACAUUUGGCAAGAAAGAGAACUGAAGCUUAUGUAGCAUUAAAGGAAUCUUUUUCAUAUAAAAAAUGGAUUUCUUUAGCAGAAGUAACAUUAACUUCAAUGCACGUUUUUAAUAGACGACGAGCAGGAGAAAUGGAAAGAGCACAUAUCGAAGAUUUUAAAAACUAUGAAAGAGUAAAUAAAAAUAUGUACAGUGAUAUUUAUAAAUCAUUAUCCACGAACGAUAAAAAAAUUGCUGAAAAAUAUGUCCGAUUUUGUAUCAGAGGAAAAUUAGGACAUACAGUACCUGUUUUACUGUCAAACGAUCUUUUUGAUUGUGUUACUUUGAUUUUGAAAUAUCGUAAAGAAGCUAAUAUACCACAGAAAAAUCCUUAUAUUCUUGGAUUACCUAGUAUCAACAAAGACAGAUAUCGAUAUCUAAGAGCCUGUCUUUUAAUACGUAAAUUUGCACAAGAAUGUAACGCAAGUCAUUCAACUACUUUAUAUGGUACAACGUUACGAAAACAUAUAGCAACACAUUGCAUUCAACUCAAUCUCAAUGAUACUGAUGUUUCGGAUCUUGCCACAUUUAUGGGUCAUGCUGAUAAAAUACAUAGAGACCAUUAUAGGCAACCAAUAGCAAGCAGAGAUAUUCUUAAAAUUUCUCAAUAUUUAGAAGCUGUAUUAGAAGAAAAUGCACAAGAUACAAGUAACGAAUCGGCAUCGGACAGCGAUUCUGAAAAGGAAAAUAACUUAAACGAAGAGAACAAUAAUAAUAUAUAUAAUUCUGAUGAAAUAGAUGUAUCAUUGUGUAACAUGUCAAAGGAUUCCAUAAAUUGUUACAAGCAAACGGAUAAACAAGAUGGAAAGCGGAAACGCAGUACAUCUCCUUAUGAAAAAACAAAAAGAGUACGAUGGACAGAAGACGAGAAAGAAGCAGUGCUUCAUGCGUUUGCACAACAUAUGGAUAAUCAUACAUUGCCAUCUCUAAGAGAGAUUCAAGAAGUUAGGAAAAAAUAUAUUUCUCUUGCUCGUCGUACAUCGCCGCAAAUCAAAACGUGGCUGCAUAAUAAACAAAAAAACUUUCAAAAAUAGUGUAAGAUUUUAUAAUUUUAUACAAAACAUUUUAUUAUAACUCUUAUAUUAUGCUAUAUUGAUAUGUUGUAUUAGUUUAUUGAUUGUUUUUUAUCAUUUAUAAUAGCGUUAAAAAUUUAGAGAUUUAAUUUAAGUUUCAAAAUUUUGCGAAUUUAAUUGAAGCCAAAUAUGAUUGAUGUAUUAAAGUACUUUUAUUUUUCUGGAAUCAUAUAUGAAGCUUGCUUGUUUAUAACACUGGAAAUAAAAAAUAUCAAAUUCUGUAUUGUCAUAAAAAUGUUUGAAUAAAUCAAUAUU
Molecule: messenger RNA, 1494 nt
Organism: Cataglyphis hispanica
Lineage: Eukaryota; Metazoa; Arthropoda; Insecta; Hymenoptera; Formicidae
Exons: 3
Coding region: 226-1200 (324 amino acids)
Molecular function (GO): DNA binding
Source: RefSeq, a predicted model, not a curated record